CGGCCCAAAACGAUCCAUGUCUCGAUAAAAGUGAAAAAAUUGCCGCCAUUAAUAAGUCUUCCUUGAAUUCAUUCCCGCCAACAUUUUUUUAAUCUCAUUAUGAACACGUUCUCUCAAUCGCGCUUCGAUUAAGAAGGCUGAAUUGCCAUGACAUCUUCUAGAAAGCGAAGGGGGAAGGUAGGUGAGACUCUGGGAAGGCAGAACACAGGUACAGUUGCCACUGGAGUCAUUAAAUCUGCAAAGAGAUCUAAUGUGCAGCACCAUAAAACAACCGGGAAACGUGAUAAUUUUUCAAUUGAAAAUGAUGAGAAUUGUUCACCUACUAGAUCAGCUGUAGCUGUGAGUCUGCAACAUUCAGGAAAAGGUGAAUGCCUCUUGGAAACAACUAAAAAAUUACCUGGACUUAACUUCUAUCCAGAACAAAUACUUCAUCCAUCUGCAAAGAUUAAGUUGCAGCUUUUCCCCCUAGAUGAAGGCACUUGCAUGGGAUUGGAAAAGGAUGGAUUUCAUCCAUACUUGGAGCUCACUCUAAACAAGCGGAAAAAGAUAUCUUCUGUGCUUAAGCAUCUUAAUAGCAAAUGGGGUGGCUCAAAAGUUGCUCUUGGGGAACCCAUACUUUUCCCAUACAAUGUGGUGGAAAAUUUUGCUAGUUACAGAUGGACAAUGAAUGACAUUGACAUUAGUGCAGGAGAUGUCUAUACAGCAAUUGGAUCUCCUGCCAUCUUCCGGUUAAGGUAUGCCUGGUCUACCUGGUCUACCAAUACUGAAGCUUCAACCUCUGAAAUGCCUUCUACAUCAAUUUCAAUACAGGGAUCAUUAAAAUCUGAAGUACAGAAAGGUUGCAGCACUAAUGUGGCAAAUCACUAUGGCAAAGUGAAAAAAAUAGAAGAAACUAGUGCAGAAUAUGAACAUGUUACUGGAAAUGGAGCAACAACUGCAGUGCUGGCUGAGAACAUGUCUUUUAAUAGACCAAUUGAUCCCAAGGAUAGUGAAGUGAGGAUCAAUAGCAACGUUGGGCAAUCAUCGUUGUUGUGGGCUGAUAGCCUAACCAACAUUAGCAUUGGAGGCUUGCUUUCUGAAGCAUCCUUACAGGGCAGGUUCAAUGCUGGUGACGCAAAAUCAAAUGAGGCCAAUGCGGGCUUGCAGCCAUCUCAACUAAUUUGUGAUUCAUUUGAUGCCUUUCUUGCUGGCCAAAUGAAUCAGUCUCAAGGUCCAAGGCCUCUUACUCCAACUCUGCCUCUGCCUCCGCCUCCUCAAUACUCACAUUCGUCUAUUUUGGAUGCUGAAGACACAUGUCAUGCAUUUGCGUUUCAAAAAUUCUCUUCCUUAGAGAAAGAAUCCAAGUCAAGCAGUCUAGGUGCUGGUCCCAAGUCAUUCAAGCUCCCACAUGUGACUGAGGCCAAUUCCCAACCGGCACUUUCACAGAGCCAUGCUUGUCCAGAAUCUGAGACAGACUUGCAGCUUCGGGUACACAAUGAUGAAAGCAGCCUUGGUCUGUCAGGCAUCAAAUGGACCGACUCUUUGGGGCCAUUUGAUCUUGGCUUAUCAUCCUUCCGGAAGAUUAUUAGUGGAGACAAUAUUAGCAUGAGCAGCAUUGUUAAGUAGCAGUUUCAUUGCCGGUGGGAGCUACUUCCUGAGAUCGAAAGGCUCCUUCUUUAGACACAAACAUAUAAAAGACCUGAUAAUUCAUUAUAAAUGAUUGGAUAUACUGUAUACAUUAUUUCCUCUCUUUCUAGUUUUCCUUCUCGAAAUUUUCUGCAUUAACAUCUUACAAAACAGAAUCAGUUACGAUGAUUCUAAUAAGUUAGAGUUUGAAGGGGUGGAUGAGGGAUGGAGCUGGCUUGGGCUCUUCCCCAUGAUAUACCAGAGAAAAAUGGCAGACCUUUUGGGUUGUGAAGUGAAUUUUAGG
Mangifera indica (mango) is the source of this 1909-nucleotide messenger RNA. Its product is annotated as TSL-kinase interacting protein 1. Gene Ontology annotation, biological process: pattern specification process. Bases 148 to 1605 code for a protein of 485 amino acids. Gene Ontology annotation, molecular function: chromatin binding. Gene Ontology annotation, cellular component: nucleus. The record is from RefSeq and is a predicted model, not a curated record. Lineage: Eukaryota; Viridiplantae; Streptophyta; Magnoliopsida; Sapindales; Anacardiaceae. The transcript is spliced from 8 exons.